Messenger RNA from Sebastes umbrosus (honeycomb rockfish), 2096 nucleotides. RefSeq names its product eukaryotic translation initiation factor 2D (gene eif2d). The coding region runs from base 200 to 1990 and encodes 596 amino acids. The record is from RefSeq and is a predicted model, not a curated record. Lineage: Eukaryota; Metazoa; Chordata; Actinopteri; Perciformes; Sebastidae. Gene Ontology annotation, molecular function: RNA binding; translation initiation factor activity. Gene Ontology annotation, biological process: formation of translation preinitiation complex; translational initiation. The transcript has 15 exons.
AAAUAUGUGUCGUACCACCAUACUCCAGCGAGGAGCUGAAUCCUGUAAAGCCAUUAUCAUUAGAGAACAUAUGAGCCUGUUUCUCCGGCUCAGAGGCGUUGUUUCAGACUCUGUGUGCUGAUAUAAUGAACACAGAUACAUCACCUCAGAGGAGAACUUGUUGAACUAGUCUCAGAAGUUGUUUAUUCCCUGAGAGAAGAUGUUUGUCAGACCGUUUCGUGUGAAGUCUAACACCGCAAUCAAAGGCUCAGACCGGAGAAAGCUGAAAGCUGACAUAUGUGCAGCCUUUCCUUCACUGUCUGCUGGCGAGCUGUCUGAGCUGCUCCCCAACAAAGAGGAGUUAAAUGUAGUGAAGAUUUAUGCACAUAAGGGAGAUUCCGUAACACUUUAUGUUCUUCACAAAAAUCCACUGUUCUUUGAACUAGAGAAACGACUUUAUCCUACAGUAUAUGUGCUUUGGCGCUACCCUGCUCUCCUGCCAACAUUCAGGACAUGGCCUCCUGUGCUUCAGAAGUUGAUUGGAGGGGCAGAUCUCAUGCUGCCAGGUGUGGUAGUGCCUUCAAGUGGUCUCCCAGAUGUGAAGUGGGGCGACUGCUGUUCUGUUACGUUAGUGAACAAUAGAGCUCCUGUUGCAGUUGGCACUGCUGCAGUGUCCAGAGGAGAGAUGCACAGUUCGGGCAUGAAAGGGAGAGGAGUGUGUGUUCUCCACGCGUACAUGGAUAAUCUGUGGGCUUUUGGUGACAAGUCAAGUCCUCCUUCUAUACCAGAUGCAGAGGGUGAAGGACAAGAGGCUAAUGGAGAGGAAUAUGAGGUAGAUGAGGUAGAAGAAGAGGAGGAGGAGGUUGAGAAGUGUGUAGGGGAGGAGGAGCAGAGUCCCGGUGAAACGGUCACAGAUCAAGCCUGUUCUGGUGUUGAGGAGUUGAGUCUGGCUGAGCAGGAGGAAGAGAAUGUGGAAAAGUCAGGUAAUGAAGAAGAGGAGGGGAACCAGGAUGACCAGAAAAUGCCACAAGAGAUGAUGGACGCCCUCCUGGUGCAGUGUUUUCUUCAUGCUCUCAAGAGCAAGGCGAAGAAGUCGGAUCUCCCCCUGCUGACAAGUACAUUUCUUCGCAACCACAUGUUCUCCUGCUGCCCAAGCGGAAAGCAACUUGAUAUCAAGAAAUCCAGCUAUAAAAAGCUGUCCAAGUUUCUACAGGCCAUGCAGAAGCAGCAUAACCUUGUGCGAGUGAAAGAGCUGACCAAGGGUGUUGAGAGCAUUGUGGAGGUGGACUGGAAACAUCGAAAACUGCGUGACUUCAAAGUUCCCGAGGAGACAGAUGUUGAAGCGGCUCCGGUGCAGGACGGAGGGGAAGGAGAACCUCCGUACCAUCCUCCUGAGAUCACAACUAUGUACUCUGUGUCAGCUCGCCUGGAGCCUCUCUUUCUGGAUGCACAGAAGAGGAAAGGAACAAUACUGGAGCCUGCUGAAGCGAGACAUAUUGUCACAGAGUAUGUGAAGAAGAAUGAACUGGUGGAUGAAAAUAAUCAGAAUUACGUGACCAUAGACCCUACUCUGUGUGACUGCCUGCUGGAGAAAUCGGAGUACCAGGAGGUCGAGUCUCUCAAGUGGGAUGACCUCUUUAGCAGGACGUUGGCAAGAAUGCAGGUGUGCUAUCAAAUUGUGUUCCCCGGAUAUGCACCCAUAAGAAAGAAGGGCCACAUCGAACCCAUAGACAUCUCGGUGGCUUCUCGAGGCUCCAAUAAGAAGGUGACUCUAAUAAAGAACCUGGAACUGUACGGUUUGGAUCCUGCCGUCGUGGCAACUGCUUUGCAGCGCAGAGUCCAGGCCAGCUCCGUCUUACAGCCCAUCCCCGGGUCUAAGGACAAAGUCCUGGUCCAGAUCCAAGGCAAUCAGAUUCAUCAAGUCGGCAAUUUGCUGCUAGAUCAUUAUCAAAUCCCUCGCAAGUACAUCCAAGGAAUAGACAAAGCUCCAAAGGGUGGAAAAAAGAAGUAACAUUUCAACCUGCUAUACCAGCCAUUUACUGUCAACAACCAACAACAACCAACUGUCGGCCACUCGUGUAAUAAAAGGGAUUUACUGUCCUCUUCUGAAGGCUGAA